Molecule: messenger RNA, 1875 nt
Organism: Danaus chrysippus (African queen)
Lineage: Eukaryota; Metazoa; Arthropoda; Insecta; Lepidoptera; Nymphalidae
Source: the annotation of a GenBank genome assembly
AUGAAGCUAUUCAUUUUUGUUUAUAUAAUUCUGAAAACUACGGAAGCUUCUAUGGAGAGGUAUAAUUUCUUAGAUUUUUGGACGAAUCUAUUCCGACCGAUUCCACGUUUGGCAAAGGAGGGAUUUGUUCCCGAUUAUACGCCGAAAGAGGGACAGGAAUAUGAUUUCAUUAUUGUCGGAGCCGGGUCUGCGGGAUGUGUAUUAGCUAAUAGGCUAUCCGAGAUAUCCGAAUGGAAAGUAUUGAUAUUAGAGGCUGGGGGAAAUGAGAAUUAUUUCUCCGAUAUUCCUAUAUUCGCACCAUUUCUUUCAAUUACACCCAUGAAUUGGGGUUACGUAUCUGAACCACAACAAAAGGCCUGUCGUAAUUUGAGAGAUCAUGUUUGUUAUAUGCCUCGAGGCAAAGUUCUCGGGGGCAGCAGCGUACUUAACUUUUUAAUAUACCAAAGAGGUCAUCCCGAAGAUUAUAACGAUUGGGUCAGAAUGGGUAACGAGGGUUGGAGCUACAAUGAAGUUUUACCAUACUUUAAGAAAUCCGAAAAUAUACAUAUAAAAGAACUUCUAAACUCCACUUAUCAUGGCAAAGGAGGUUAUUUAGACAUUGAUUAUUCUUCAUUUUCAACGCCACUCAAUGAUGCAUUCAAGAACGCUGGUCACGAACUCGGGUACGAAUGGAAUGACCCCAAUGGAGAAAAUGUAAUCGGUUUUUCAAAACCUCAAGCGACAAUAAGAAAAGGAAGACGGUGUAGCUCGUCGAAAGCAUUUUUAGAACCCGUAAGAUAUAGAAGAAACCUUAAAGUAUCCAAAUAUUCCACAGCAACGAAAAUAUUAAUCGACCCUCUUACGAAAAGAGCUAAUGGAGUGGAAUUUAUAAAGAACAAUAAGAUAAAGCGAAUAUACGCCCGUCGUGAGGUUGUACUUGCUGGUGGCACGAUAGGGUCUGCCCAAUUAUUAAUGCUAUCGGGAGUGGGCCCUAAAGAACACUUAAGCGAACUUGGAAUACAAACUAUAGUCGACCUGCCUGUAGGCUACAACCUUCAGGAUCAUGUAACCUUUUCGGGUAAUGCCUUUAUUGUCAACACCACUGGACUCUGUGUAAACGAUAUGUUAGCUGCAUCUCCGGCAUCAGCGGUGUCAUAUAUGUUGGGGGGCGGUCCAUUAACUAUACCGGGGGGUGCCACCGGACUUGCCUUCAUACAAACAGACUACGCAAAAGACAUGAGUGGAAGACCUGAUAUAGAAAUGGUGAUGGGUGCGGGAUCACUCGCUGGAGAUCUGCUCGGAAUUAUACGGUCUAUGCUUGGUGUAACUGAUGAAUGGUACCGAGAAGUUUACGGUUCUCUCCCACUCAAUGAGAGACAGCAGUCGUUCGCUUUGAACCCGGUUUUAAUUCGACCUAGAAGCGUCGGCCGUAUGAAACUUAGUUCAUCAAACUUCACAGAUCAACCAAGAAUACAACCGAACUAUUUCGAACAUCCCGACGAUUUACAAGCCAUUAAGGAGGGAGUGAGAUUUGCACAAAAAAUCAUACAAACAAAAGCGUUCCAGCGAUACGGGACUCGACUCCACAAUACACCAUUCCCAAAUUGCCGACACUUGACCUUCGACUCGGACGAGUAUUGGGAGUGUGCCAUCGAACAGACCUCCAUCACGCUAGAUCACCUGGCCGGGACAUGCAAAAUGGGGUCACAAGGAGACCCAUCGGCAGUGGUGUCUCCGCGGUUACUGGUUCAUGGAAUUCAUGGUCUGAGGAUAGCCGACGCCUCCAUAAUGCCUCGUAUACCAGCGUCACAUACACAUGCACCAGUCGUCAUGAUUGCCGAAAAAGCUGCCGAUCUCAUUAAAGAGGAUUGGAAGCAACCAAUUCAAAAAUUAUGA